This is a messenger RNA of Paramecium octaurelia, 632 nucleotides long. The record is from the annotation of a GenBank genome assembly. NCBI's taxonomy places the organism in Eukaryota, Ciliophora, Oligohymenophorea, Peniculida, Parameciidae.
CUUUUUUUUUAAAAAGUAUUAUGAUUAUCUAGGUGGGUCACCUUAAUGGAGAGGUGAAAACAUACAACUUAGCAGACUAGAGUACUGCGAGUUAAUUAAUGAAUAUUUUGAACUCCGAAUUGGCAUGUGAAGUUCAAUUGGUUUAAUGUGGUGAAUUAGUGAGUGCAUCAUCAAUUUUGGCUGGAGAGAGAAUCUAUUAUGUCACAGUCGAUGCUGAAGGAGGAAAGAAAAAGAAGAAGAAGAAGAAGAAUUUCGCAAAGCCCAAGAAGAAGAAGCACAGACACCGAAAGGUUAAGUUGGCUACUCUUAAAUUGUACAAUGUUGACAACAAAGGAGUAGUUUAAAGAUCACAUAAAUAAUGUCCUUAAUGUCCUUAAGGCGUGUACAUGGCUAAACAUUUCGACAGACAUUAUUGUGGAACUUGCCAUCAAACCUUUAGAAUGGAUGAGGCAACAGUAAUUGUUAAAUUUUAUAUCUAAGAUUAAAGCCAACUUAGAAGCAAUCAAAAAAUAACAAGCUGCCAAAGCUGCUGCCGCCGCUGCUAAUGCCCCAGCUGGUGGUGCUGCCGAUAAAGGAGCUGCUGGAGGAAAAAAAGGCAAGAAGAAGUGACAUAUAUUUAGUAUAUUAAUAAA